CAGACAUGACAGCAUAAUUUAUGCGCUUGAGUCACGCAGGAAGAGUAUUUUAUGAAAUGAUAAAGUCCAGAAUGUUUAAUAGAUAAAGGGAAGAACUGCUAGGUUAUUUUGAGCAAGCUAAACCUCUUGUAUUACCAGCAGAGACAUAAAUUAUUUCUGACUUCAGUCAUCUGCUGAUGCGGCAGAUAUGGAGGUUGAAAACUUCGUUUCCAAAACAAUUGAGCUCCUUCAAGAGGAGAGAGAAGCUGAGCUAGAGGAAACCAGAGCAUGGCGGGAGAAUUUAUCUCCCAAGAAUCUACAGAACAAAGGAGUAUACCUGCAGAAACUUCAGGUCGGAAGUCAGCAUACUGGCAUGUAUGGCAGACUUCUAGUUGUUUUUGAACCCAGGAAAAUUAUAGGACCCUCAGUUCUUCCCAGCAACACCUUUGGACCUGGUGAUAUAAUAGGUUUAUAUCAAUCUGAGGGUCAGGGUCAGUUAUCUCAACUGGGCUCCGGUGUAGUGACACGUGUUACUCAAACGUCUUUGACAGUGGCUUUUGAUGACACACAAGAUGGUAUUAAUGUGGACAGAGAUGGACUCUACAAUCUUAUGAAGUUGGCAAAUGAUGUGACCUACAGGCGACUGACAACUGCCUUAAACUCUUUAAAUGGAUACAGCAGUGGUCCAGCGACUCAACUGAUCAGUGUCCUCUUUGGUUACUCAGAACCAGGGACAUUAUCACAUCAACAUGUAUUGGAAUUUAGCAACGUCAUGUUAGAUCAUUCUCAGAAGGAGGCUGUGUCCUUUGCAAUUUCUCAAAAAGAGGUUGCAAUCAUACACGGGCCACCAGGGACUGGUAAAACCACAACAGUGGUUGAAGUAAUCCUGCAGGCAGUAAAGCAAGAACAAAAGGUCCUUUGCUGUGCUCCUUCCAAUGUGGCCGUUGAUAACUUGGUGGAGCGCCUGGCAAAGAACAAGGUCAAGGUUUUGAGAUUGGGUCACCCUGCCCGUCUGCUUGAAUCAAUUCAGAAACAUUCACUGGAUGCUGUACUUGCACAUAGUGACAACACUAAUGUCAUCUCUGAUAUUCGCAAGGACAUGGACAAAGCUUUUAGUGAAAUGAAGAAGACCCGUGACAAAGGCCAACGGAGCAACCUGAGACGGGAAAUAAAGGAAUUGCGGCGAGAACUGAGGUCAAGGGAGGACACAGCUAUCAGUCAAAUCCUGAAGAGAGCUGAUGUUAUUCUAGCUACUAACACUGGAGCUUCUGAUGAUGGUCCUCUGAAACAUCUUCCUAAUGAUCACUUUGACCUAGUGGUAAUAGAUGAGUGUGCUCAGGCUCUAGAGAGCAGCUGUUGGAUCGCUCUGCUCAAAGCACGUAAGUGCAUACUAGCUGGGGAUUACAAACAGCUGCCACCGACCAUCAAAUCACAGAGUGCUGCAUCUAAAGGCCUGUCUGUGAGUUUAAUGGAGAGGCUGAUUAAGAAAUACGGAGACUCAGUGGUUCGAAUGCUAACCACUCAGUAUCGCAUGAACAAUGCCAUCAUGCAGUGGGCUUCAGAGCAGAUGUACCAGGGCAAACUGAUCGCACACACUUCAGUGGAGAAACACUUGCUAAGGGACCUGCCUGGUGUUGUUGAUGUUGAGGAGACCAGAAUUCCGCUUCUGCUCAUUGACACUGCAGGCUGUGGCCUUAAUGAAAUUGAGGACACAGAUGAGCAGUCUAAAGGCAAUCAAGGAGAAGUAGACAUUGUGGCUCUUCAUAUAAAAGCUCUUACUGAGGCUGGAGUUCAAGUCAGAGACAUUGCGAUUAUUGCGCCCUAUAAUCUCCAGGUGGAUCUUUUGAGACAGAAACUGUCCCUUAAACAUACCGAGUUGGAGAUAAAGUCUGUGGAUGGCUUCCAGGGCAGAGAGAAGGAGGCAGUGGUGUUGUCAUUGGUCAGAUCCAACAGAAAGGGUGAAGUUGGAUUUCUUGCUGAAGACAGAAGGAUCAAUGUGGCUGUGACACGUGCCAGACGCCAGCUCGUAGUAGUGUGUGAUUCUCAAACUGUUCGAAGCCACGAUUUUCUCAAAUCCUUAGUGGACUACAUGACUGAACGUGGGGAAGUUCGGACUGCCUUUGAAUACCUGGAAGACUGUGUACCACAGAAUUACAUCCGUGACUCAAAAGACAAACAGCCCAAUGGCAAAGAUAUUUCAUCCACAACACAGAAGCCCAAGAACCAGGGCAAGAAAGCAGAUCAAGAACAUAAGAAAAGUGCUGAAAACAAAAGCAGAGGAGAGGGUCAACCCAAUGUUCAUUCCCAUCAACACAAUCAAAACAAAUACACCAACCAUCCUAAACCCAAAGAUGCUGAUCAGACCCAAAAUAAAAGAAAAGAAAUAAAGGAGCAGAUAUUGAACUUUCUGAAGGAUUCAAACAAGACAGAGCUACAGUUUCCUUCCUCGCUGAAUUCCCACGAACGUCUGCUGGUCCAUGAGCUCUCUGAAGAAAUGGGAUUGAGACAUGAAAGCCAGGGAGAAGGGAAAAACCGCUGUAUCACUGUGGCGCAGACUCUGCCAGGACUAGAAAAACUGGUGAAGGAACAAGAUCCCAAACAACAAAGUACUGGGGUGGAGCUACUUGAAGAAUCACAAAAGAAACCUUCAAAGCCCGCUGUUGAUUUGAAAAUCUUGCAUUUGGAGCGUAUGCGUCGGGAGCAGGAAAAACGAGAAGAAAAAAAACAGCAGCGUAUGAGACCAGAGCCAGAUCUCAAUACCAGCAAAGGCCAGUCUUUUAAGAAGUCCAAAGGAAAGGCUAAGAUAAAAGCAGCUGCAACAGACAUAGCUGCUGCUGCCACAGCAGAUGAUGAUUUUGACACUCUUAUCGAUGCUGUAGUUAAGGCAGAACGAGUGUGUGCCUUUGUGAAGUGCAAAGCCAGUGUUCUCACACUGGGACAGCUCUGCAUCUUCUGCAAAAGACAAUACUGUCUGAGUCACCAUAUACCUGAGGUUCACGGAUGUGGAGACAAAGCAAAAGCUCAGGCUAGAAUGAGGAUAAGUAAAGAAGGAGUGCUCUAUGCUGGAAGCGGAGAGAAGGACAAGUCAAUAGAUCCAAAUAAAAAAGCAUAUCUGCAGAGAAAACUGGACUCCAAACUCAAAGAUAUGGCAACUCAAAGAAAAACCAAAGCAAAGGACAAAGAACAUUGACAUUUUAGGAGACACUAGAUUAAGUUGAUGCUGUUGAAUUUGAAUUAAAAAUUGUUAUUUACAUGAAAAUAAUUAUAGAAAGAUUUCUAUGCUUUAGCAUUUUUGUUAUCAAAUCAUCAUGACUAUUUAGGUGAUUUUGUGGCUAAUAUGUUCUAAGAUACGUCUGGUUUAAUAUAGAUCCACACUAGAAGGUCUAAAUGUUAAGCGAAUCACAAAGAUGAAACAAAGAUGCCAGCCUUUUUCAAUAGUCCUUUCUGGCACUGAGACUGAAAAUAGUUUUUUUGAAUGACUCAAAGUGCUUAAUAGACCCACCCUAAUGCUGGUAUUAAAUUCCUUUACAAGAUUUAUGUUUUGCAGAAUCAUUGUUGGGAUAUAUAAUUGGACUCCUUUCAAAGCAAUUAAUACUUAUUAGGUAGACUACUGGAACCAGAUCUUAGAAAAACUACUCCAUGUUCUAUCUGAAUGAUUGAUGUAAUGAUAGACCAUGUCAGAUGGAACCGUACUUGGUUAUCUCAUAGAGUUUUGAGCUGCUUCCAGUUAAUACUGGGUAUAAUAUAUUUAGUUUAGCACAGUUUCUCCACAAAAGCAUGGGCUUACACAUCUUGGCAUCUCUGCAUAUACUGUCCAGUAUAUCUUCUCUUAUCCACAAGACGACAUAAGAGACAGGAGGAAUUGCGAGCUCCAUGGGUGCAGUUAGUGGAGAAUUUUAAUCGGGAGUGCAUUAAAAGGAGCACUACAGAAAUCAAUACCUCUUGAGAUUGUGCAAUAAUAUUUAACACUUUUGAUCCUUGUGAUAACUGUCUAUUGUGUCAGGUGCAAUGUAAACUCUUUAAGUUGUC
Messenger RNA from Xyrauchen texanus (razorback sucker), 4008 nucleotides. Its product is annotated as DNA-binding protein SMUBP-2-like. NCBI's taxonomy places the organism in Eukaryota, Metazoa, Chordata, Actinopteri, Cypriniformes, Catostomidae. Gene Ontology annotation, molecular function: RNA binding; zinc ion binding; 5'-3' DNA helicase activity. The transcript is spliced from 15 exons. The coding region runs from base 188 to 3169 and encodes 993 amino acids. The record is from RefSeq and is a predicted model, not a curated record.